UGCUUGGACCGGCCAACGACUCAUUUUAUUAUUUAAAACAUAACAUUAUUUUGUAUUAAUUUUAUAUGUUUUAUACUUAUAUUUAAUGCUUUGACAUGACUUGGAUUGAAGAAAUCAAAUCAAUUUGAUUAUAUGAAUAAUCCAAUUUUUGGACAGAUCUCGUUGUUUACAUAAAAAGCAUAUUUUAUACUUAUAGUACCCCUUGAAAAAGCCUUCAUCUUCCUCCUUAACUCCUAAUCUCUUUCUUUCCUUCAUUCCUUUGUUUUCUUUUCAGAUUUGUUAAAAGAAAAGCAAAGGAGGGGCCAACACAACAUGGGAAAUAGAUAUAAUUGCCAUCAGAAUCUACAUUUGAAUCAUGCAAAGAGAAGCAUCUUUUUGCCGAUGUUGUGUUCGAAGGUAUCCAUUAAUAAAGAUGUGAUGAAGCUUCCCAAAUGGAAAGACAAGUUAUCAGAUGACCCUUUGUCGCCAAAGAUCGGUUGCAUGGGACAAGUGAAGAGGAACAACAGGAUUGUUGGCUUCCCUGCACUCGAUAUCACCACCAAGAUCAACAACAGCUGCAAUGCUAAUAAUAAUACCAAUGAUAAUGGCAUCAAGUAUUUCAAGCUCAAGAAGUUGUUUUCUGGCAAAAGAAAACAAGGGUUGGUAGAACAUGGUGGGAAAGAGAACAGUGGUUCGCGUUCAAUCAACAUCGAAAACAUGGAUCCCCCUUUGCCUGUGAUCAAGAGAGUGCCGAAACAAGGUGAUAAAGGAGAAGGAGACACUCUUUGGCAGAGGAGAUCUCGUGGGGUUUCAUUGGAAAGCCUACAGCUUAAACAGAUUCAACUUAACAGACGUCGAGAACCGACCACAGUUUAAUAACUAGGUGGAACACUACAAGGUUAGAUAAUGUGUAUAUGAUUUGUUCUUAAAAUUUCCAUGUUUUUUUAUGAUUGUGGUGUUGGAGACAUCGAAUUGUGGUGAUGCUAGUAAAGAGAUGUAUAUGAAUUAUUCAUCAAAGAUUUAGGAAUUUUUAUCUCUCAAAAUUAUUAUGGAAACACCAUCAUUAUAUUUUCUUGA
Molecule: messenger RNA, 1056 nt
Organism: Gossypium raimondii (Peruvian cotton)
Lineage: Eukaryota; Viridiplantae; Streptophyta; Magnoliopsida; Malvales; Malvaceae
Exons: 1
Coding region: 313-855 (180 amino acids)
Source: RefSeq, a predicted model, not a curated record